AUGCUGUCCGGUCUUUUGUUACUAUUUUCUGUAGCAGUUACGUAUGCGGGUAGAUCGCCGAACGCUGAUUAUGUUGAAGAUUUGAUAAGGAACAACGAAUUUGGACGAAUUUCUGACAGCGUCGUAGAAGAUGCGAAACUGGAUGUUCCUGAUCUUGUGAGGAAGUACAGAUAUCCAUUAGAAGAACACACCAUCGUCACUCCUGAUGGGUAUAUUUUGGGCUUGCAUCGUAUUCCUCAUGGCCGAGAGAACAACAAUAGGCCUAAAGACAAACCAGUCAUAUUUAUCAUGCACGGGCUGCUGGGAUCGUCUGCCGACUUUGUGCUAAUGGGCCCAGGUUCAGGAUUGGCGUAUAUCCUAGCUGAAGAAGGAUUUGAUGUAUGGAUGGGUAACGCUCGUGGUAACUAUUACUCACGAAGACAUGAAAGUUUACGGCCUGAUGCACUAUUGAAUACUGACUUUUGGGAUUUCUCAUGGGAUGAAAUUGGAAACAUUGACUUACCAUCUAUGAUCGACUAUGCUCUUGCACACACUGGCAAGAACCGAUUGCAUUACAUUGGAUUCUCUCAGGGCACUACUUCGUUCUUUGUGAUGGGAUCGCUCCGGCCUGAAUAUAAUGACAAGAUCAUUUCAAUGCACGCCCUAGCUCCUGUAGCGUACAUGGCUAAUAAUAAAAUCCGUCUUUUCAAUGUACUGGCACCAUUUUCUAGAAAUCUUGCGGACUUAGCCGAAUCGAUUGGUAUUGGAGAAUUUUUACCGAAUAGACAGGUAUUUACAUGGGCAGGCCAAACGUUUUGUAAAGACGAGGCAAUAUUCCAACCAGUCUGUAGUAGUAUUUUAUUCUUAAUCAGUGGAUGGAAUGUGGACCAACUAAACACGACAAUGCUGCCCGUGGUAUUUGGUCACAAGCCCGCAGGAUCUUCCGUCAGACAGAUAGCCCAUUAUGGUCAAGGUAUAUCAGAGAAGAGAUUCCGGCGUUAUGACUUUGGCUGGACUAAAAAUAGAAGAAUUUAUGGAAGUUUCAGCCCGCCCAAUUAUAAUUUGGGCAAUGUUAGAGCACCGGUUUUCUUACACUAUUCACAAAGUGAUCCGUUAGCUCAUGUCACCGAUGUCGAAAGAUUGUUCAAUGAACUUGGUAACCCAGUUGGAAAGUUUAGUAUCGCUCAAAGAACGUUCGGUCAUUUAGAUUUCUUGUACGGAAUUAAUGCAACAACAUUAGUGUACAACCGCGUUAUCAAUCUAAUCAGGUCUAUAGAAAAUCUAAAUUAAUAAUUUCCAUUAAACUGAACUAAUAUUGAUUUUUUUUCAUUAACGCUAGUGUUACACAUUUAAAUAAAACACUUUUUAAAGGAUUAAAAUAUUCGUAAUAGUUUUA
Molecule: messenger RNA, 1375 nt
Organism: Leptidea sinapis
Lineage: Eukaryota; Metazoa; Arthropoda; Insecta; Lepidoptera; Pieridae
Product: lipase 3-like
Exons: 5
Coding region: 1-1269 (422 amino acids)
Biological process (GO): lipid metabolic process
Molecular function (GO): hydrolase activity, acting on ester bonds
Source: RefSeq, a predicted model, not a curated record